Messenger RNA from Cetraspora pellucida, 183 nucleotides. NCBI's taxonomy places the organism in Eukaryota, Fungi, Glomeromycota, Glomeromycetes, Diversisporales, Gigasporaceae. The record is from the annotation of a GenBank genome assembly.
AUGACUAAUUUGGAUUUAAAUUUUGUAGAUUCUCUAAUCGUGGCCAUCAUAAACGCCAAAGUCAAGAAUGAAAAAUGGCUAGAUAGAGCAGUCGAAAGUCGCGAUUCUGAUUUACAUUGUGGUGCUAUGAAAAUAACAGAUGAAAAGCACUCAAAUAAUAGAAUUAAUUACUCAAAAAUAUAA